Molecule: messenger RNA, 1384 nt
Organism: Boleophthalmus pectinirostris (great blue-spotted mudskipper)
Lineage: Eukaryota; Metazoa; Chordata; Actinopteri; Gobiiformes; Gobiidae
Product: low choriolytic enzyme-like
Exons: 5
Coding region: 905-1351 (148 amino acids)
Biological process (GO): proteolysis
Molecular function (GO): zinc ion binding; metalloendopeptidase activity
Source: RefSeq, a predicted model, not a curated record
GUCCUGAUUAAAUCUAGGUUAAGUCCUGGUGAAUUACUGCUUUAUACCCGGUUUAGUCCUGGUUUAGUCCUGGUUUAGAUCUAGUUUAGUUCUGAUUCAUGCUCAUAGAAGGCCUUAGCCCAAAACUACUUGGUUUGUUGAACAUUUCCUACUUAGCUCUCGGUUUGUCUCAGUUUGAACUUGGAAACAAAAGCAGCAGUGCCAUGAAGCUCCAUCCCCUCACACUCACCCUGAUGAUGCUACUCAUGGUAAGACACUUCUCAGAGAUUUUUACUGAAUUGUAAGGUUGUACUUUUACUGUAGUCUUACUGUCUCUGCAGAUGGGCACAUGGGCACAGGACGGUACAGACCAGGAGGGCACAGACCUGCAGGACACUGCUCAGACCAACUCCACCCUAGAUGCAGAUGAAGAAAGUGUCAGUGAAACCAUUGCCAAAGUCAACCAGAAAAUCAACCAGAAAAUCGAGUCUCAUCUGAUGGAGGGUGACAUUGCUGUGGACAAACAAAAAAUUCUGAGAAACGCUGUUGUGUGCCGUAAAUGUAAAUGGCCCAAAUCCAGGUCAAAAGUCAUGAUCCGGUAUUGCUUUGACCACAGCUACAAUUACUAUCAGAAGAGUCUGAUCCGCUCGGCCAUGAAGACUAUUGAGUCUCGAACCUGUGUCAGGUUCAAGGAGUUUAUUUAGACACCACCUGUACAUCUUCUCUGGAAAUGGGUAAGUGCACAGAGUACACAGGGUACACACAAGUACUACAGUAAGUACUACACAAGUACUGUAUCAAUUGGCCAACUUCAACAACCAAAGCGUUGGUUGGUCAGAUGUGUUUUGCUAAGCAGGGCUGGGCCUGGUCAGUACUGGAUGGGAGACUACAGGGGGCACAUUCAGGAUAAUGUUUAGCAUGACAGAUGUCAUUUGACUCACACUGGGUAAAGGCACAUAUCUGUACAUGUGUUCUCAGGUGCUGGUCGUACAUUGGGAGGCAGAGAAGGAUGCAUAAACAGAAACUGUCUCUGUCUAAAAAAGGCUGCCUCAACCCUGCAACAAUCCAACAUGAGCUUCUGCACGCGCUCGGCUUUGCCCACGAACACACGCGCUCUGACCGUGAUGACCAUGUGACUGUCCUGUACCAGAACAUCAUAUCAGAUAAAAUAAGCAACUUUGCAAAGCACAGGACCAACAACCUGUACACACCCUACGACUUCAACUCCGUCAUGCAGUACCACAAUUAUGCGUGGUCUAAAAAUGGACACCCCACACUUCUGUCAAAGAAAAACCCAACAAUGCGUUUUGGACAUGCAUCUGGAGUGAGCCAUUACGACAUUUUGAGAGUGAACCGCUACUACAGGUGCUGAAACUGUGAAAGCACACAGAAAUGACCUGAAGCA